AUGGGGGGCAAGAAAGAAAACAAGGCCGCUUACUUCGGCAAGCUCGAGACGCUCCUCAAGGAGUACCAGAGCAUCUUCAUCGUCACUGUCGAUAAUGUCUCGUCGCAGCAGAUGCACGAGAUCCGCCAGUCGCUCCGCGGCGAGGGUGUCGUCCUCAUGGGCAAGAACACCAUGGUCCGCCGUGCUUUGAAGGGCCUCAUCAACGACUCGCCCGAGUACGAGCGCUUGCUUCCCCACGUCAAGGGCAACGUCGGCUUCGUCUUCACCAACGCCGACCUCAAGGAGACCCGUGACAAGAUUCUCUCCAACCGUGUCGCUGCCCCUGCUCGUGCUGGUGCCCUCGCCCCCCUCGAUGUGUUCAUCCCGGCUGGUAACACUGGUAUGGAACCCGGAAAGACGUCCUUCUUUCAGGCUCUCGGUGUCCCCACCAAAAUUGCCCGUGGUACUAUCGAAAUUACUGCCGACUUGAAGCUCAUCGAGGCCGGUAGCAAGGUCGGUGCCUCCGAGGCUACCCUUCUCAAUCUGUUGAACAUCUCUCCCUUCACCUACGGUAUGGGUAUCUAUCAGAUCUACGACAACGGCCAAACAUUUGAGCCCCACGUCUUGGAUAUCGAGGAGUCUCAGCUCCUCAAGGCUUUCUCGUCGGCCAUCGCCACCAUCGCCAGCAUCUCCCUGGCGACCAACUUCCCGACUCUGCCUUCCGUUAUGCACUCUGUUGUCAACUCUUACAAGAAGGUUCUCUCUGUUGCCAUUGAGACCGACUACGAGUGGGAGGAGAUUGCUGAGCUCAAGGACCGCAUUGCGAACCCAGACAAGUACGCUUCCGCUGGCCCUGCCGCCGGUGCCGCUACCAGCGGUGGCGACGCUCCUGCUGCGAAAGAGGCGGAGAAGGAGGAGGAGAAGGAGGAGUCCGAGGAUGAUGACAUGGGCUUCGGUCUGUUCGAUUAA
Cucurbitaria berberidis CBS 394.84 is the source of this 948-nucleotide messenger RNA. RefSeq lists its product as uncharacterized. Gene Ontology annotation, cellular component: cytosolic large ribosomal subunit. The coding region runs from base 1 to 948 and encodes 315 amino acids. The record is from RefSeq and is a predicted model, not a curated record. NCBI's taxonomy places the organism in Eukaryota, Fungi, Ascomycota, Dothideomycetes, Pleosporales, Cucurbitariaceae. Gene Ontology annotation, biological process: ribosomal large subunit assembly; ribosome biogenesis; cytoplasmic translation. The transcript is spliced from 3 exons. Gene Ontology annotation, molecular function: large ribosomal subunit rRNA binding; structural constituent of ribosome.